AUGGCGGGGGCUGCGCGCCGCCCGGCCUCCUUCUCCUCCUCGCCCCCCGCCCCGAAGCGGCUGGGAGCCCCGGCCUCACACGCGCGGGGGGCGUCGGAGCUACAGGGCCCGGAGGUCGCGGGGAGGGGGCCCGGCUGGGCUCGGCGCGCCGCCGCCGACGAGGCCCCGCGCGGCUCCGGCUCCGCCUCGGCGGCCGCGGGGAAAACACCGAGAAGGAGGCGGGGGCCGCGGCGGCGCGAGGCCGGGGCGGACUCCGCCACCGCCUCCGCCGCGGGUUCGAGUCUCUCCGGCUCCCCGCCGCUUCCCCCAAGACUUCCCGCCUCGCCUUCCCCUUCCGUCCACGCCCCCGGAGCGGCAGCACUUCGCGGAAAAGUUGUGGGGCUUCUAGUCUAA
Molecule: messenger RNA, 393 nt
Organism: Rangifer tarandus platyrhynchus (Svalbard reindeer)
Lineage: Eukaryota; Metazoa; Chordata; Mammalia; Artiodactyla; Cervidae
Source: the annotation of a GenBank genome assembly